CGGCCCCGCCCCGCCCCUCCCUGUCCCUGCUUCCCCUUCCGCUCCCGCAACGGGUGGCCUCCGUUCCGGCCCCGCCCGACCCUCCGCAUCCCUCCCUCGCCUCUCCGGCGCUCGCCUCCCGCUCCUCCUGCACUCUCACCUCCUUCGCGUCGCUUCCAAAUCGCAAAGCCGGAUUGAAACACGCAUCGCCACGCGGGGACAUGGACCCGGACGACGAGCCGUCGGCGCAGCGGAAAGCCGUCGACUUGCACCAGUCCCGCGACACGGAGCCCGUCUCCGCGCCCGCGUGCACCCGCCGCGCCGCGCCACGCGUGCUCAGCUACGGUGGUGACGAUCCUGUCGCCUCCGCCUCCGCCUCGACGCAACGCUGCGCGUCGUUCCCGCAGCGCCACGGCCACGGCGAGACGGCGCUCGCCACCGCGGCCUCUUUCGCCGCCUGGGUCGACGGCGGCUCGGCGUCGCCAUCGCCGUCGGCGGUGGCGGCGGCACUAGAGCGGGCCAUGUCGCAGUACGGCGGCGCGCUGCCGGAGUUCGUCGGCGCCGGCGGGGGCGAGGGCAUCUUCCGCGUGCCGCUCCGCGCGGCGAUGCACCCGGCCCGCCCGCCGGCGCUCGAGGUGCGCCCGCACCCGCUGCGGGAGACGCAGGUGGGCGCGUUCCUGCGGACGCUGGCGUGCGACCCGCGGCGGCGGCAGCUGUGGGCGGGCGCCGAGUCCGGGGUCCGGGUGUGGGACCUCCACGAGGCGUUCAGCGGGUGGCGGCCGGGCGCUGGCCCGCGCCGCCGCGGCGACGAGGACGCCGCGCCGUUCAGGGAGUCCGUGCCGGUCCCGCCCGCGCUCUGCGCCGCGGUCGACGGCGCCAGCGGGAUGGUGUGGACGGGGCACAGGGACGGCAGGAUCAGGGCGUGGCGCAUGGACCACGCCGCGCCCUCGCCCGCCGGAGGAGACACCGCCGGCACUACACCCAUGUUCAAGGAGGCCCUCGCGUGGCAGGCGUACAGCCGCACGCCGGUGCUCGCCAUCGUCGUCACGUCGUACGGUGAAAUUUGGUCAGGAUCGGAAGGGGGUGUCAUAAAGGCAUGGCCUUGGGACGCCAUUGCUAAGUCCCUCUCAUUUACAUCAGGAGAAAAUCAUAUGGCUGCCUCACUGGUUGAAAAAUCCUAUAUUGACCUUAGAAACCAUGCUACAGUUGGUAACAUGUGCUCUUUGCCUGCUGCUGAUGUGAAACACAUGCUUUCAGACCGCUGCCGAGCAAAAGUUUGGAGUCUAACUAGCAUGACAUUUGCUCUUUGGGAUGCUAAGACUAGGGAGCUUUUAAAAGUAUUUGGCAUCGAUGGUCAAGUGGACUUAGCUCGGCCAGAGGCCCCAGUAAUGCCAGAACAGUUCAUAGAGGAAGAGAUUAAAGUAAAACCCACAAAAAAGGAGAAACCGCAAGGUUCUUUCAGUUUUUUUCAGAAAUCUAGGAAUGCCUUGAUGGGCGCAGCUGAUGCUGUACGCAGAGUUGCAACAAAAGGGACAUUGGUGGAAGACAAUCGGCGAACCGAAGCAGUGGCUCAAGCAAUGAAUGGGACAAUUUGGUCUGGUUGCACAGAUGGUUCAAUUAUUGUGUGGGAUGGAAAUGGGAAUAGAUUGCAAGAAUUUCAUUAUCAUAGUUCUUCUGUUCAAUGUAUAAAGACACUUGGAAAAAGGGUUUGGGUGGGCUAUGCAAGUGGCACUAUUCAAGUUAUGGAUGUUGAAGGUAACCUUCUGGCAGGAUGGAUUGGUCAUAGCUGUCCAGUCAUAAACAUGGCAAUUGGUGAUUCUUACAUUUUUUCUUUGGCACAUCAUGGUGGUAUUCGAGGAUGGCCUCUAAGUUCCCCUAGCCCUCUCGAUGAUAUUCUACGCUAUGAAUUGGCUAGCAGGGAGCUGUCAUAUACAAGGCUAGAGAACGUUAAAAUACUGGUUGGGACUUGGAAUGUUGCACAAGAGAAAGCUUCUCCUGAAGCACUAAGGUCAUGGUUAGGUGGUGCAUUUUUUGAUGUUGGGUUAGUGGUGGUAGGUUUGCAAGAGGUCGAGAUGGGUGCUGGAGUUCUUGCCAUGGCAGCAGCCAAAGAAAGUGUAGGGCUUGAGGGCAGCGCCAAUGGGCAGUGGUGGAUAGACAGUAUUGGCAAAACACUUGAUGAGGGGAUAUCCUUCCACAGAGUUGGUUCAAGGCAGUUGGCAGGAUUACUUAUUGCUGCAUGGGCAAGUAAUGACCUUAAGCCACAUGUUGGUGAUGUUGAUGCUGCUGCAGUACCAUGUGGCUUUGGGCGUGCUAUUGGCAACAAGGGUGGUGUCGGAUUAAGAAUAAGAGUCUUUGAUCGCAGGAUAUGUUUCGUAAACAAUCAUUUUGCUGCACAUCAAGAAAAUGUUAGCCGUCGUAAUGCUGAUUUCGACCACAUUUAUCGGACAAUGACUUUCAACAAACCUCAUGGAUCUACAGCUUCUGCUACAUCUGUCCAAUUGCAUAAAGCAGUGAGUGCUAAUGAAAAUCAAGCCGAUGAAGAUACGCCUGAGCUGGCAGAAGCUGAUAUGGUUGUCUUUCUUGGUGAUUUCAACUACCGGCUUAAUGGCAUCACCUAUGAUGAAGCAAGGGAUAUGGUCUCUCAGAGGAGCUUUGACUGGCUUAGGGAAAGGGAUCAACUUCGAGCGGAAAUGAAGGCAGGAAAUGUGUUUCAAGGAAUGCGUGAAGGUCCAAUCAAAUUUCCUCCAACCUACAAAUUCCAAAGACACCAGUUGGGUCUCUCAGGGUAUGAUUCAGGCGAGAAGAAGAGAAUACCUGCUUGGUGCGAUAGAAUACUAUAUCGAGAUAGCCGUUCUGUAUCUAUAGCUGAAUGCUCAUUAGAGUGUCCUGUUGUUGCUGCAAUUACAGCGUAUGAAGCUUGCAUGGAUGUCACAGAUAGUGAUCAUAAACCUGUGAGAUGUAUAUUUAGCGUUGAUAUUGCAAGAGUAGAUGAGCUGAUAAGAAGGCAAGAGUUUGAAAAAAUAAUCGAAUCUAACAAAAAAGUAUGCUCUUUGCUUCGAGAGUUGCAUUUUGUUCCAGACACUAUCGUCAGCACAAACAACAUUAUAUUGGAAAAUCAAGAUGAUGUUAUCCUUCGAAUAACUAAUAACUGUGAAACUAGUAAGGCUGCUUUUGAAAUCCUGUGUGAAGGCCAAUCAAUCAGAAAGCAAGAUGGAACUAAAUCUGAGCUGCUCCUAAGGGCAUCCUUUGGCUUUCCACUUUGGCUUGAGGUCCAACCAUCAAUCGGUCUCAUCGAACCUGGAGAAACAAUGGAAGUUGCUGUGCAUCAUGAAGACUUCUUCACACAAGAAGAAUUUGUCGACGGAGUACAGCAAAACUGGUGGUGUGAAGCCACCAGAGAUAUGGAGGUUGUUCUUUCGGUGAAUGUCACAGGCAGCUCCUCGACUGAGGCCGUCACACACAGGAUCACUGUCCGGCAUUGCUGCCCGGUGCCUUCAGCUCCCCCACCCGUUAACCCACACUCUAUUAGCGACUCACCAAGUGAUGCUGAGUCAGGUUCCAAGAAUAACCAGUUGAAUCACUUACUACGUUCUGAUUUUGCAAAAUUUGGCAGCUCAGAGGUGCAUGACUUGUGCGGUGUGCGAAAGCGAAGCUUGUAAAAGCUGAGCUUAAUUUCUUUUGCUUGGUGUUGUAGUUCUUCUGAGUGUUUAGCCGGUAGAGCCUUAGAUUUCUUGCCUAAGCUGGGAGGAAAAGUGGCUCUGCUCUUCAUCCUGUUCUGUACAUAUGCCUCACCGCUUUGCGUAUCAAAUCAAAAAGGGGAAAAAGGAGGAAAGAAAUGUGCAGUUGUUGCAAUUACCCUUAAAAAUUUAAGUUAACCUUUUUGUUUUACCUUCUUUAGUAGAUUUGGCAGCGAAAUUAUGUUGUUAGAAGGUGUAGUAUAUAAUUGUAUAUAUAUAAUAUGUAAUAGAGGUUGUGAGUUUGAAGUACCGACUGAUCAAUAGUCUGUAUAAUUUACUUCAUUGAUUGAAUCACUGUAGAGUGGUUUGUACACAAAGGCAAUACAUGUGACUUACAGGACAUUCUCCUUGAUUAAUGAGACUGUAAUCUUUUGUUGUA
Molecule: messenger RNA, 4095 nt
Organism: Sorghum bicolor (sorghum)
Lineage: Eukaryota; Viridiplantae; Streptophyta; Magnoliopsida; Poales; Poaceae
Product: type II inositol polyphosphate 5-phosphatase 15
Exons: 11
Coding region: 201-3638 (1145 amino acids)
Biological process (GO): phosphatidylinositol dephosphorylation
Molecular function (GO): protein binding; phosphatase activity
Source: RefSeq, a predicted model, not a curated record